CGAGAGUACCAUUUUAAUUGCUAUCAAACAAUUUCGAGUGCUUUGCUAAAAAAGUGUUAUUUUUUCGACAUAAGCUCAUAAAAUGCGUGUAGUAGGUUUGAUUUUACUGCUUCUAUUUUUUGAAAAUGCAAGUCCAAGUGUACUUGAUUACUUAGACUGUGGUUAUACAAUGGGAAUAGAAGAAGUCACAUUUGGUUAUUGCACAUAUUCACCAUGCACGGUUAAUAUAAACAAACCACAAGAAAUAUUUGUUAAGCUGUCCAGCCCUGAAUCAGUUCCUCCGUUUCAAACCAUACGCACCACGGCAAAUCUACUGCAAAUGAACAUCCCCUGGGAAUUGAAAAUAACCCCGGAAAAUCCAUGCACCAGUUGGAAUUGUCCUCUUAGUAAACCAAUUACGGAUCAAUCACUAAGCGCAACCGUUGAUUUCAGCAACAUAGCGUUGUUGAGGCCAGGAAGACUGCUAAUUAGAGGGUAUGUCAGUGAACCUGUAGCCCUUAGAGAUCCACUUUUUUGUGUUGAAAUUGCGGUGAGCCUCACUAGACAAUGAUCUUCUUUAUGAAUCUUUUUUGUUGUUAUGCAAUAUGAUUAUGUUUAGG
Molecule: messenger RNA, 599 nt
Organism: Psylliodes chrysocephalus
Lineage: Eukaryota; Metazoa; Arthropoda; Insecta; Coleoptera; Chrysomelidae
Source: the annotation of a GenBank genome assembly